AUGUUAGAAUCCGGGCCGUUGUACUACCAGAAGCGCUGUUGCGCAUGGAAUCAACUCACACAACCAUUCGAUCAUCGGGAACCCAGAAUAGAAGAAGUUAAGGAAGCUUUGAACGUCAUAGAGCAUCUAAAUGAAGGGUCUGAUUUGGAAUGUGUGCAGAAAGAAGGUAUCAAGUUCACGCAAUCGGCAAGUAUGAUUGGACGAAUAGACAUGAGCCGGUGUGUCAUGGCCGGACACUCUUUCGGAGGCAUCACCGCGCUUCAAACAGCCGCCGCAGACAGGCGGUUCACGGCCUGUGUGGUGCAGGAUGCUUGGAUGAUUCCUUGUGACGAGGGAUUCGAAGCAGAGUAUCCAAGUAUUCCCCGAUUAUUCAUCAACACGUCCAAAUUCCAAUGGGAUGCCAAUUUCAAAAAGCAAACGGCUGUGAUGAAAGGGAAGGACGAGAAGUAUGGGCGAGACAAUGCGCGAAUGGUGGCCAUUUGUAAAUCACUACAUCAAAAUCAAAGCGACUUGCCCCUCCUAUAUCCCGCAUUAAUGCGCUACAUGAGCAUGGGCGGCGAGAUUGAUGCCGUCAAAGCUGCCGAAAUGUGCGUGGAUGCCACCUUGGUGUUCCUGCGGAAGUAUUUUAAUAAUGAUGUCAUUGAAAAGACGAAAGCAGCUGUAGAGUCCGUGCUGGAAGGUGGUCCUCCUACUGAAGUAUACCCUGAGCUAGUUCAUGGGAAAACUAAUGAAUAAAUAAAGAAUUUAGCAAG
Sphaeroforma arctica JP610 is the source of this 752-nucleotide messenger RNA. RefSeq lists its product as hypothetical. The record is from RefSeq and is a predicted model, not a curated record. Gene Ontology annotation, molecular function: 1-alkyl-2-acetylglycerophosphocholine esterase activity. The coding region runs from base 1 to 735 and encodes 244 amino acids. The transcript has 6 exons. Lineage: Eukaryota; Ichthyosporea; Ichthyophonida.